AUGCUUGAAUUUGAAAUACAAUAUAAAAAUAAGCCUCAAUACUUACCAGUAGAGCCUCCCCAACAAGAUAAACGCGUCAGACCGCCAGUUCCAAAGCUAACUUUUGAAAGUUUAAAAAAUAAUGGAGAUGGUACAUUAAAUUCAGCUCGUGUAUAUGGACCUAAAGCACCACAAAGUACUAAUCCAAGAUUUUCGCAUGCUCCAAGAACUGCAAGAAAACCCGCCAUUUCUCCAAUCAUCCCUAAUGCACCAAUCACACCAGAAGAGGCAAAAGCAAGUUAUUCUUCAAUGCUGACAACGUACGAAUUAUCCGAAAUUCAUAAUUUUCCGGAAAUUUAUUAUCUAGGAAUACCUUCUAAAAAAAUACGGGUAAAGCCAACACCUGGCUCAAAUAAUUACGGAUUCGAUGAUUCAAAUCAUCAUUAUAAAGCAAUUGUUGGAGAUCAUUUAGCUUAUCGCUUUGAAAUUCGUGCAGUUUUUGGUAAAGGCGCAUUUGGACAGGUUCUCAGAUGUUUUGAUCAUAAAACGAAGCAGCAAGUAGCAAUAAAGCUUGUUAUCAAUACUGAACAAAUGCAUAAGCAAGGAAAGAUCGAAGUUGCUAUCAUUCAGCGUUUAAACGAUCUCGAUCCAGAUAGGACAAGUGAUAUAGUACGCACAUUCGAUGCUUUUAUUUGGAGACAACACAUUGCUGUUUCGUUUGAAAUUCUCGGAAUGAAUUUAUACGAGUACAGUAGAUCGAUUCGUUUCCAACCUAUGACAUUGCAUCAAAUACAUGCAAUUGCUAAACACAUCCUCACGGGUUUAGCUUUUUGCCAUAAAAAUAAAAUUGUUCAUUGCGAUAUGAAACCAGAAAACGUUCUUUUGACUCAAAACUCAACAAUGAACUGCCGAAUCAUCGAUUUCGGAUCAUCAUGCUUUAUCGGACAUCAAAAAUACGAAUAUAUUCAGAGCAGGUUUUAUCGUGCUCCUGAAGUCAUUUUAGGCAUCAAAUACGGGCCACCAAUGGACAUUUGGUCAUUCGCUUGUAUUAUCAUAGAGAUGAUGAUAGGAAGGCCAAUUUUCCCAGGUGAAAACGAGCACGAGCAAUUAGAGAUGAUCAUGGAAAUUCUUGGAGUUCCUCCUCUUUCGAUCAUCAACCAAGCGAAAAGAAAGAAUGAAUUCUUUUCACAUGACGGCAAACCAUUAUUGAGAAACAGAAGAAAGAAACUUAGAAUGCCAGGCCAAUCAAAUUUGAGAGCGGCGACUAAGUUCCAUGACCCAGUUUUCAUUGAUUUCUUGCAAAAAUGUUUAGAAUGGGAUCACGAUAAAAGAAUUACUGCUGAACAGGCGUUGAAUCAUCAAUGGUUCUCUGUCGUUAAAACAGUCAAGCCAGGAUCAAGGUCUAACUCUGCUAGACCAAAAUCAGGAAAAUCACUUCCUGGAAUUAAUUCAAGAAAUAGAUUUUAUUAA
Messenger RNA from Trichomonas vaginalis G3, 1449 nucleotides. Its product is annotated as dual specificity protein kinase family. Gene Ontology annotation, biological process: peptidyl-threonine phosphorylation; peptidyl-serine phosphorylation. The coding region runs from base 1 to 1449 and encodes 482 amino acids. Gene Ontology annotation, molecular function: protein serine/threonine kinase activity; ATP binding; protein serine/threonine/tyrosine kinase activity. The transcript has a single exon. The record is from RefSeq and is a predicted model, not a curated record. Lineage: Eukaryota; Parabasalia; Trichomonadida; Trichomonadidae.